CUGCUCUUGGAAAAUCACCGAUUUUCCCCACUCCUGCGAUUUUUCUCGAGAAAAAGAAGACGAGAGAGACAGAGAGAGAGACACACACAGACGGGAAGGGAAGGUUUAAGGAUUCGCCGGUAACUGGAGACGGCGAGUUCAUCGAAGAAGUGGCGGAGGCGGAGGAGGAGGAGGAGGAGGGUCAAAACACCACUCGCCAACAAAAAUGGUGGCUAUCUCGACGUGGGUCCGUUACCUCUGCCACAAGCUCGAGUACUCGGCAUAUCUCAGUUGGAAGAGCUAUAAAGGUGGCCUAAUUACUGAUGGACAAGUAGGAGAUGCUAUGUGGAGACAUCUAUUUCAAGGAAGAUUGACAUACUUGCACUGGCAUAAAGGAGAGGAAAUGGCUUCCACUGCAGGAGGGCUUAUGGGAACUCUUCUCGUUCGCAAAAUUGCACAUGCAGAUCCAACCCAUGUUUUUGUAGGAGAUGUUCUAGUUUUGAAGGAUCCUGAACAAUCAAAUAACUACUUGGUCAGAAGAUUGGCUGCCAUCGAGGGGUAUGAAAUGGUGUCUACUGAUUCAAAAGAUGAGCCUUUUGUCCUUGAAAGUGGUAAAUGUUGGGUACUUGCUGAUAACAAAGAUCUGAAGCCCAAGGAAGCACAUGACAGUCGAACAUUUGGUCCUGUUUUCAUGAAUGAUGUUGUUGGAAGGGCCAUAUAUUGCCUAAGAACAGCUGUAGAUCAUGGCCCGGUGCAGAACAGUUAUUACAGCAUGCAGAAGGAUUCGCCUGUCUUGGAAGUUGAAUUGGAUGUUGACGAGAUGGCGAGGAAUCACAAAGCGUGAAAAAGUGGCUGACUAAGGUCACUCGCCGGGUUUUGAAGUUCGGGAAAAUGGAAGUUCUUGUUACGUCUUUUAGAACAAAUGGGGACUCACAGGCUACAAUUCUUCAUUAUCGGACAGGCUAUCGCUUUGUCAUUUUGUCUUGAGUAGGAUCGACCAUCUCAUUUAUUCGGUGGCCCUUACUUCCGCUUUCGCGGAAUAUGUUAAUGGCUGGUGCUUGCCGUCGGUUUACCUUGGUCUAUCAUGUUUGUCAACAGUGGUAUGCUAGGCGAGAAAAAAAUAAAAUGAGGGACGGUUAUCGAAUUUCUUA
Molecule: messenger RNA, 1130 nt
Organism: Rhodamnia argentea
Lineage: Eukaryota; Viridiplantae; Streptophyta; Magnoliopsida; Myrtales; Myrtaceae
Exons: 5
Coding region: 206-823 (205 amino acids)
Molecular function (GO): serine-type endopeptidase activity
Source: RefSeq, a predicted model, not a curated record